UCCGAUCUCAGCUCCUACAUUGACUCCAUGUCCGCCGUGCCCAACCUGGAGCUCUGCAACGACGAGCUCUUCGCCGACCUCUUCAACAGCAACCACAAGCCCGAGCGGGGCGGGGAAUACGGCGAGUACUUGCCACCGGGCGGCGGCGCCGGCCGCGACCCCGCCAAGGACCUCGGCGCUGCCAUGACCACCCUGCUGGGCUCCGAGCCCCGCACCGCCUCCUCCUCCUCCUCCUCCUCUUCCUCCUCCUCCUUCUCCUCCCGCGGCGCUCUGAAGCAGGAGCCGGACUGGAGCGACAGCGACCUCUCCUCCUCGCUGCUGCCCUCGCAGAUCGCCACCUGCGCGCAGACCAUCAUGAACCUGAGCGGGCAGCCCACGCCGCCCACGUCCCCCGAGCCGGCGGGCAGCAGCUCCCCGUCCAGCUGCAGCACCCGCUCGCCGCGGGAGCGCAACAACAUCGCCGUGCGCAAGAGCCGCGACAAGGCGAAGCGGCGCAACCAGGAGAUGCAGCAGAAGCUGCUGGAGCUUUCGGCCGAGAACGAGAAGCUGCACAAGAAGAUCGAGCAGCUCACCCGGGACUUGACCAGCCUCCGGCACUUCUUCAAGCAGCUGCCCAGCGCCUCCUUCCUGCAGCCCGGCUCGGGCACAGACUGCCGGUAACCGGGGGGGCGCGGGACGGAGAGACGGACUCCGGGAGACGGUGGAUAAAUACCUCAGAGGGCCGUGCCGAGCCGGGCCGG
Ficedula albicollis (Collared flycatcher) is the source of this 740-nucleotide messenger RNA. It is a transcript of the gene CEBPD, whose product is annotated as CCAAT/enhancer binding protein delta. The record is from RefSeq and is a predicted model, not a curated record. Gene Ontology annotation, biological process: DNA-templated transcription; regulation of cell differentiation; regulation of transcription by RNA polymerase II. The coding region runs from base 28 to 660 and encodes 210 amino acids. NCBI's taxonomy places the organism in Eukaryota, Metazoa, Chordata, Aves, Passeriformes, Muscicapidae. The transcript is spliced from 2 exons. Gene Ontology annotation, molecular function: DNA-binding transcription factor activity, RNA polymerase II-specific; RNA polymerase II cis-regulatory region sequence-specific DNA binding.